AUGGAAUCAAAACGUACAUCAAGCUACUUAUCAACUUUACUCUACCAAUAUGAACUUCAAACUGCUCUUUACAUGUUAGAACCUUGGGAAAAGGCUUUAUUUAACACCAUUCUUUUGAGCAUUAUUUUACUUUCCUUUGUUACAAUGUAUCAAUAUACACCUGUCCUCUUCAAGUUCAUUCACAAUUAA
Molecule: messenger RNA, 189 nt
Organism: Cokeromyces recurvatus
Lineage: Eukaryota; Fungi; Mucoromycota; Mucoromycetes; Mucorales; Mucoraceae
Product: small subunit of serine palmitoyltransferase-like protein
Exons: 2
Coding region: 1-189 (62 amino acids)
Biological process (GO): ceramide biosynthetic process
Cellular component (GO): serine palmitoyltransferase complex
Molecular function (GO): serine C-palmitoyltransferase activity
Source: RefSeq, a predicted model, not a curated record